This is a messenger RNA of Corticium candelabrum, 1537 nucleotides long. Its product is annotated as zinc finger CCCH-type with G patch domain-containing protein-like. Gene Ontology annotation, molecular function: metal ion binding; RNA polymerase II cis-regulatory region sequence-specific DNA binding; DNA-binding transcription repressor activity, RNA polymerase II-specific. Lineage: Eukaryota; Metazoa; Porifera; Homoscleromorpha; Homosclerophorida; Plakinidae. Gene Ontology annotation, cellular component: nucleus. Gene Ontology annotation, biological process: negative regulation of transcription by RNA polymerase II. The coding region runs from base 5 to 1537 and encodes 510 amino acids. The transcript has 14 exons. The record is from RefSeq and is a predicted model, not a curated record.
AAUUAUGGCAGACGAAACCACGUUGGAAACAGCUUUAGAAGGAUAUAAACAACAGAUAGCACAGGUGGAACUUGCAGUGGCAAGUUGUGUGAAUGAGGUGGCUGAUCCAGAGUUAUUGGAGCUGAAGGAGAACCUCUACGAGCUUGUCCAGCUAACAGAAGGUGCACUACUCUCAGCUAAGAAGAGCAAACUAUUGGGAAUGCUGAAUUCUGACGAUACCUUUCUUCCUAGCAGCAGCACCGAGAUUGAGGAAACGAGCAAUUUACAUCAAAGCGAGUCUGAAGAAUCUUUUGAUGACGAGGACGACAAUGAAGAUGUAUGUGGACGACAGUGUCGCGCUCCCUUUGAACACCCUUGGGGCAGUGUGGACCAUUACAACGCAAUCAUAGUCUGUCCUGAAAAUGACGAUCGUUGUGAAGAGGACGAUACCUACAAAGUUCGAGUUGUAUUCACUCAUCCUGUUACUGAGUCUAUGGUUCCUUGUCAGUAUUACCUCAGCGGCAAGUGUAAAUUCAGUGAUUCAGAUUGCAGGCGUUCUCAUGGCCAAGUUGUUGACAUCAACACUUUGGAGGAAUACGAGGAAGCCGACUAUACAAAACUCACAUUAGGAUCUCAUUGCUUAGUAAAGCAGGAGGAUGGCAUUUGGCAGCCGGGAACAAUUAAUGCAAUUGUUGAAGGUUGCUAUCAAGUAAAACUGAGUGCAGUAAACAAAGAUGUGGCAGCAAGUCCACAAGAGCUAUGGCCGCUUUGUCAGGAUGAUGAGACAGCUGAUGGUGAGAAUGAUCGGGAGAGUGAUAUAAAUGCAGAUGAUGAAAAUGACAGUCAGGGUGACCAACCUACACUUCGAACAUUGUCUACUGUUAGUAAUAGUUUUGGAGAAUGGGAAAAGCAUACAAGUGGCAUCGGUUCAAAAUUACUUCACAAAAUGGGCUUUCUAAAGGGACAAGGACUUGGACGAAGCAAAAAUGGAAUUAAAGAACCAAUCGACAUUGUAGUCUUGCCAACAGGGAAGUCAUUAGAUGUCUGUGCUCUGCUAAGAGAAAAGAACCGUUUACACAAGCCAUUCAAACGGAAGAAGGCGAAACUUGUACAAGAAACGACUGGGAGUGCGGCUAGUGUAUUCGACUUCAUUAACUACAAGUUGGGUUCAAAUAUUGGACAACCUGGUGUUCAUCCUCGAAAACACAAAUCGAAGGCAAAAGGGCCCGAAGGAGCCAGCUACUUUCACUUCGAUGAUGAUAUCCCCAUUAAGAAACAAAAGACAAAUGAUAGCAGAGGUAGUAACCUAAAACUAGAAGGAAACCUCAAUGUAAAACUUGUAAAGAUUCAAGAACAACUGAGAUCACUAGAAAAGCGGCUGACAUCACUGCAGCAGUCCCUUGACAGGAAUAUGAAUAAGGACAAGAAAAUGACAGCACACGUGCAAGAAAAAAUAACAGCAUGUGAAAGGGAACAGCAGCAACUGGCAGCAGAAGAAAAGAGAAUUCAAAGCAAAUUAAAGCAACAGUCAUCAGACAAGAAGCUACGAUGUUUCUAG